Messenger RNA from Didymella exigua CBS 183.55, 681 nucleotides. RefSeq lists its product as uncharacterized. The record is from RefSeq and is a predicted model, not a curated record. The transcript has a single exon. NCBI's taxonomy places the organism in Eukaryota, Fungi, Ascomycota, Dothideomycetes, Pleosporales, Didymellaceae. The coding region runs from base 1 to 681 and encodes 226 amino acids.
AUGGCUCCACUACCUCUGCGACCCGCGAACGCGCAGAGCUCCGCAGAUACCAGUAAGAUCCUACCUAUGGACACAGAAGACUCCAUGACUGUGGACGAGGUCUUCUCACGCAAUCAGAUGCGCCAACAGCAAGAAGAGAAGAGCCAAAGACUGGUCGCAAAGAAUCGUCGAAAACGAUAUCUUGAGGUCCAUCCCGAGUACUUCGACGAUUCCUCCCUCGAACUCGCCGAUCCGUUGUUGUACGAUCGCCUUGUCCGCCGCUUCCAGACAGCUAAAGAACGUGAGGCAGAAGGGCAGCGCAAGGGCUUCUCGGGGCAGAUGUCGACAGACUUGUGGCGUGCUGAAGCUAAGAAGGAUGCGCUCAAGCACACCGACGCAAACUCGCUAUUCACAUAUAUUCGCGGACCACAAGGACAGAUUCUGGAAGAGGAUAAAGACGAGGUACCGAUGACCAAAGAAGAGGGCAAUGCUUGGUGGGUCGAUGAGAUGACACAGCGCUUCCUCAGUGGCGCGGACGACGACUUCAAGUAUAAAACGGUGGACGAGAACGUCAAGUACGACGAUGAGAAGGAGCGCGACAUUCAAGAUGCGUACUUCGACAGCAUGGAGUCUGACUUCGAUUCGGACGGCGAAGGGAAAGAGAAGGUCCUGACGGGCGAGACAGGCGUACAAGACUAUUGA